AUGGCGACUGGUCCUGCAGUAAGUUCAGCACUAGAGUCGAUCAGCAGACGUCAUCUUGAGUGCUGCAUCUGUCAAGAGAGAUAUCAACAGCCAAAGAUACUGGAAUGCCUCCAUAACUUUUGUGAGCAAUGUCUGCUGAAAUACUGCAGCAAGAAGCAUCAGGGCGCUGCAGAAAUUCCUUGCCCUGUGUGUCGACAGGAGACGAAGCUUCCAGAGUCUGGGGUGCAGGGUCUGAAAACAAACUUUCAUCUGAUUGGUCUGGUAGAGGAAUUGGAACUGCAGGAAAAGUUGGUGUGUUCGGGUGGCACAAAGCUGCUAUGUGAGACAUGUGAUGAUGGCAAUGAAGCAACACAUCGAUGUUUGGACUGUGCACAGAAUAUCUGCUCACGUUGUCAAAGUUCACACAAAAGAUUUGCAACUACAUCAAGCCACAUAAUCCCUACUUUGGAGGACAUUCGUCAAGGAACGAUAAAAGUAAUGCAAGAAAACCAAAAGCAAUAUUCAAAAUGUCCGAAACAUAAAGGCGAAGUGACACGAUUCUUUUGCACAACGUGUCAAGUGUUGAUCUGCCGGGAUUGCACGGUCAUAAACCACUGCAAACCAGAACAUUUGUACGUUGAGAGUGAUGAGGCCACAUCCAAGUACAAGCAAUCAUUGGCUGAACUGUUUUCUCCACUUGAAAACUCAAUGACGGAACUCCAGAAGUCACGAGAGAACGUUUCAAAGAUAAAAGAAGAUUUGGGUGUCACAGUUAAGAGGGUCAUGACAGAAGUGCAAGACAGAGCAGCUGAGAUACGAGCAGAGGUAACGGCGCAAGAAAAUCGCAUCCUUGACGACAUCCAAAACAUCCAAACAGAUCGUGAACAAAAACUGGAAGAGUAUGAGAAAACUAUGGGCUUGACAGCGAAGAGAUGUCAGUAUUCACUAGACACAGCAAGAGAGGUGGCAAAGACUGCAUCGGAUUGUGACUUUCUCUCACUCUAUGCCACAAUCAGUAAAGAUUUGAAAUUGUUGGCAGAUCAGAGUAUGCCUGGAGUUGACAACAGGCUUGCAUUUCUGAAGUUCAAGCAGAGUGAGGGUGUUGGUGGCAUCAGUCUGGGUGAGGUGGUGGUGGAAGGCAAAUGGGAGCUGUGUCGGGAGUUUGGUAAAAUGGGAAGCGGUCCAGGAAAGUUCGAUGGGGCUUGGGGCAUUGCUGCUCGUCAACCUGAUGAGAUUGCAGUGACUGACUACUAUAUCAAACAAGUUGUGAUCUGCAGCAUCGAUGGCAACCAUAAAAGCACGAUCCCGAUGCAAGGACGUCCAUGCGGCAUCGCAGCUACACGCAGCGACAAUCGCUUGGUGGUUGUUGAGCAAAGCGCACCCCAUGUGAAGGUGUUCAACAGCGACAACACGCUGGCAUACAAGUUCCCAACGGUGCCACCGAGUGAGGUUGGUAAGACCACGGUUGACCUCUGGAGCGUAGCUGUCAAGAAUGAUGGUACCAUUGCAGUGGGAGAUGUGGCGAGGAUGGUAUUGACAGUGCACAGCCCCACUGAUGGUGAGCUCCUUCAUACCAUACCAGUCAAAAUUAAACCUUAUUUCCUGGCUUUUGACAUCAACGAUCGAGCGAUAAUAAGUGACUAUACAUCACAGACAGUGGAUAUUGCUGUUGGCAAUGGUACUACAAAACGUACCAUCAAACCCACCAUCAAUGGUCAACCAGUACGUAACUGCUUCGGUGUAUGCACUGAUAGCUCAGGUAUCUAUGUUGCAAUGCAAAAUGUUGCCAACACCGGUCAUAUCCACCACUAUGACCCUCAGGGUGGCUUUCUCAAGUGCAUCGCACAGGGUCUGCACAACCCGUGGGGUAUCACAUUCACAUCUGGUGGGCAGCUGGCAGUGGCUGACUGGUCCUCAGUCAAAGUGUAUCACCAGGUGUGAUACAACAUUCUAAUCAGUCAUGUCAAUUUCUCAUCAUUUGAGACAUGUUGAUAGAAAAAGUAAAGAGCGGUCCUAUCACAACAAUGAAUUAAAAGUUUUAGAUUAUUGAUACAUCACAUAGUAUACAAAAAACGUGUACGGUAUUGGAUUACAUGUGUUACCUGUAUUAUUUUGACUUUCUGAUCAAUCGGUCGAUUUUGUCCACAAAAGUGGGCGGUUGUCUUAAUUUCAUCAAGUAUAAUUAUAAUGAGUCAUCCUUUUCAGUUCAUUCAAAAGAAAAAAGGAUAAGAUAAAAAAGUUUACAUUGAAUCAAUCUGGUGAUAAUUUUGAAAAAGCUUUAGGAAUCAAAUUGAAGAAGAAAAACUCUAAAAGCAAAUACGGUUUUUCAUUCAUGUAUAUUAACAUUCAUCCUCAGCUCAAGUACUGUAAGGAUAAACAAAUUAAAACGCUAUUCGAAAGAAAACUUGAGAAAACACGAUUACAGUUUUGUUUCAAUAUCAAUUUCUCUCAUACGUUAGAUGUAUUUCGUUUUUCAACAAACAACAUACUGGUUCUGACAACUGAGGGUGUCAAUGUGAUAUGAAUACAAAUCGUAGCCCAUUGGCAAAAUUAUGUGCACAAUAGACGCUUAUUGACCAACUGUGAGAGACUAUUUAAACAAUGAAACUCCAGAAAGACAUCAACAAAAAUGAAUUCGGCCCGAAAGCUAGCAAUAGUUCUGACAAACUUUCAUCUUACAACAGCAGAUCGAAGCCUUUGCCAAGAAAUUGCGUCUCUUAGCUAAGCUUGAUCGUUCUGUUACAAAACAUAAUUUUAAUUUAUAUUCAGCCCGAGUGUAAAUACGCAGUUUAAGUAAUAUGAUCAUCCUAUGCUGAUUUUGACUUCGCUUAUUUCAAAACAAGGUUUUAUUAGUUGGUUUCAGUUGCCUCAAUGGGUUGAGUUAUGCAGAGAAAUUGAAAUUCGAGAAGAAAGUGGAAUGAAAAAAAGCAUUUCAUGGAAACAAAUACAGUGAUUAUUACAACUCAUGAUGUUAAUCAUGUGAGCUGGCUCCUAUGAAACAAAAUAUUGUUUUGUUUCUUUAAUUAAGACCAGCAUAACCUUCAGAUUAAUAAGAAGUCACGAGAAAUGUUUGAUGUAAUACAUGUAACUGACAGUUCAAUUAUAUAUUUAGAAUUUUCUCGACAUCUACGAUAAUAUGUUGCGAGAACAUUUUAGGUUACAUGAGACUCGGUUUGUAAAUAUUGAAUACCGAAAGUGAGAUGGCCCGAUUUGUUACAGGGUUUCAUAUAAAACCCACGUGAUAGGUUAUUGACCAAAAGGAAUGUAUAAGCUUUCCUAAGGACUUUAUGACAAGGAUUAGCUUUCAAUUGAAAAGAAAAAAACAGUGUUGGUACAUUUUUAACUCAGUGAUCAAGAUACAUGCAUACAUUUCUUUCAACUGUCCAAAAACAAAUUGACACAGUUUCCCAAAAAAUCUCGAGAUAAUUUAUAAACUGUUGAAAUAUGUCAAGUAGAGUCAAAUUGAAAAUUAAAUUUGAUUGUUCUGUCAAAGACAUUUUUUAAAUUGCGGUUAACCUGCCUGUAAAUACACAAUUUCUCGAAAUGGGUUCAUUCUCUGUUGAUUUGACUUAGCUCAUUUCAAAUCUUAGUUUUAUUAGUUGAUUUCAGCUGCUUCAAUGAAUGGGUUGGUAUAUUUUAAGAAACUUGAUCAAAAACAUUACAUG
Messenger RNA from Patiria miniata (bat star), 3644 nucleotides. RefSeq names its product E3 ubiquitin-protein ligase TRIM56-like. The record is from RefSeq and is a predicted model, not a curated record. Gene Ontology annotation, cellular component: nucleoplasm; chromatin. Gene Ontology annotation, biological process: positive regulation of DNA-templated transcription. Lineage: Eukaryota; Metazoa; Echinodermata; Asteroidea; Valvatida; Asterinidae. The coding region runs from base 1 to 1920 and encodes 639 amino acids. Gene Ontology annotation, molecular function: zinc ion binding; ubiquitin-protein transferase activity. The transcript has 2 exons.